Cimex lectularius (bed bug) is the source of this 428-nucleotide messenger RNA. RefSeq names its product 40S ribosomal protein S28 (gene RpS28b). Gene Ontology annotation, molecular function: structural constituent of ribosome. NCBI's taxonomy places the organism in Eukaryota, Metazoa, Arthropoda, Insecta, Hemiptera, Cimicidae. The transcript is spliced from 2 exons. Gene Ontology annotation, biological process: translation; ribosomal small subunit assembly; maturation of SSU-rRNA. The coding region runs from base 104 to 301 and encodes 65 amino acids. The record is from RefSeq and is a predicted model, not a curated record. Gene Ontology annotation, cellular component: cytosolic small ribosomal subunit; ribosome.
UGUGAACCGAGAGUCGGCCAUUUGCCUCGAGCACGUGUUCCCACUUCGCAGGUCUCGUCCAGUUUAGUCUCGCCAGUCUCACAGGCUCAAGAAUAAUUAAAAAAUGGACAAACCAGUCGUUUUGGCCCGCGUUAUCAAAAUCCUCGGCAGGACCGGAUCCCAGGGCCAGUGCACCCAGGUGAAAGUCGAGUUCAUCGGGGAACAGAACAGGCAGAUCAUAAGAAACGUCAAGGGACCCGUGAGGGACGGUGACAUCCUCACGCUUCUCGAGUCCGAAAGGGAGGCCAGAAGACUCAGAUAGUCGAUUCCAGGACUGUUACCUUUAAAAAGAUCCGACCAACACCUGGACACUACAUCAAGAUAAUUUUUUAUUUAAAUGUACUAUUUCUAAAAUACAAUUUUGUUCUAAGAUAAAUAUUUUUGUCCCA